UUCUCCUGCCCUUGCAUGGCUACGCUUCCCUGACGGUCAUGGGCCAUGGCGGUGCUGGCUGCCAGUGGCCGAUGGCACCUGGGUGGUCACCAGGUCAGGGGCGCCGCACCCGCGUUUCGACGCGAGAAAGGCCGAAUAACUCUCAUGGCCAGCCGCUGGAAGGCAAGCAGGCAGCACAAGGUUGCACUGGUGCUGGGGUUCCUGGGCACCAAGUACUGUGGAUCCCAGAUCCACUACGAUGAGGAGGAGACCCGGAACUUCACCAUUGAGUGGCACCUCCGAAAAGCCCUACGCGAAGUGGGCGCGCUACAGCCUGAGAUCUCCCGCUUGGAGAGGGAGGUCGAAUGGAGGCAUUCGAGUCGCACCGACUCUGGCGUCCAUGCUUGCCGGCUGGUGAUCUGCGCUCGGCUGGCAGUCGGCGAGCCAAAUGCGGAAGGAUGCUACGAGGCGCUGCUGUCUCAACUGAAUGUGGCCUGGCCAGAGGAGGCGCUGCCUCCAGACAUCCGGGUGCUCGGGGCGCGCAAGGUGCCCAAGAGCUUCGACGCCCGGUUCUCCUGCUCCUGGCGCGAGUAUGGCUACCUCCUGCCUGCCAAGUUGUUCCAGAGCAGCGCGGCUGACGUGGCUGGCCGUAUCCAGCAGCUGCUGAAGCCAUUUGUCGGCUGGCACUGUUUCCACAACUUUGCUCGCAUCCGGGGCAGACGCAAAGGAGGAGAUCUGUUAGAGCAGACAGUGGCAAAGCUCGAGAUGUGCUCAGCAGACGUGGUUGAGCUGGAGGGGAGUGACUGCGUCGAGAUCAGCCUGCAGGGCAACCGGUUCCUCUACAACCAGAUUCGGUACAUCGCUGGUGCACUGGCAGCGGUUGCUAUGGGCGAGCUGCCCGAGAAGUCCCUGACCGCGGCGCUGCGCAGUACCGCGAGGUUUCGCUUCCCACUGGCGCCUCCUGGGGGGCUGGCGCUGCGCAGCGCUGGCUUUACGGGCACGCGGCAGAAGCCUUGCGAGGUGGCCAUGGACCUGGAGCAAGUGUACAGCCGCAUGCUUCCCACGACCACCCUGGCCCUGCUGGAUGCCGGGGGCAGCAUCCGUGCAGCCGCCUUCGAGAGGGCGGUGAAGCAGGAGGCAGCGAGAAGCUGGAAGGCUGCGGAGGCGGAGUUCCGGGAGAACUUGCGCUUUGCUCGCCUGCCGCAGGAGGACCUGGACGACCUGUGCGCCACCCCUCGCCACCUGCAGCCGCGAGCCGUGCUCGCGCGCCAGCGCCGGAAAGCGAAAGCGUUGGUCUGGCGAGAGCGGGCACCCAGCCCCACGCCAGAAGUCCCGGAAGUCCCGGAAGUCCCGGCAGCGGCGCCGGAAGUGGAGGCGAUGCCAGAGCAUCUCUGGAUUGUCUUCUCGGAAGCCCCGGAGCUGGAGGCACGGUGGGUGUAUGGCAGGCAUCAGAUUUCUGCCUGGGUUCUUCGCAUCUUCCGAAUGUCCAGAGGUCAGAUCUCCAGCAAUGGCUAUGCCGUCACUGUGCCAGUGGCAGACUGCUGCCUCCUGGGAAGGACGGCUCCGAGAAACUCCAAGCAGCUUCCGCUGGAGACGCUGGGCUGUAAGCCAGCCUUCCGCCCUCCGGGCCUCGACCUCGCGCCGGAUGGUCAACUGGGUGGCGCUGAGAACCAGAGCAUGGUGCUCCAGUUCUGCGGAUUGCCCGGCGUGUACGCGCCUGUAGUGGUGCCGGUCCCCGAGAAGCCAACGCCUGUGGAGAUGCAGCCGGCUUCUGGAGAGCUUGCCAUUGCCAAGCUGGCUCGGAACCAGGAGGGGGCGGAGUACCUGUCUCAGCUUCUGGCUUCCAGCCCCAUGGCAAUGCCGCUGGCGGUCACCGCUUUGCUCCCAGAGCUCCCGUAUUUGGCCAGCCACCCCCAUGGCGCAGUGGUGGUCAGCGACCUCUUCACCGCUGCACGCCUGACCAAGGAUACACGCCGUGUCGCCAUGAUGUCCCAGAGGCUCCAAGGGUCCCUGCUGAGGCUCACCAAGGACCGCUUCGGCUGCCGCGUCAUGCAAGCGGCACUGCAAGAGGCAUCCCCUGAGUUUCUGCAGGCCUUUGCAUCCGAGCUCAAGGGCAAGGCUGUUGCCCUCAGCCAGCACCUCCACGCAAACUUUGUCUUGCAGAAGUACGUGGAGCUUCUGCCUGCAAGUGCUGGCGCCUUCAUUCUCCAGGAGCUGACCCCCUCUGCGGGCGAGGUGGCUGUGCACGUCUACGGCUGCCGAGUUUUGCAGCGGCUCAUCGAGCACUGCUCCAACCAGCCCCAGCUGGCUGUGCUGAUCGGGUCUUUGCUGAGCAAAGUGGGCCAGAUCGAGAAGCUCCUUAAGGAUCCGUUUGGAAGCAACGUUCUCCGUGCGAUUGUGGCCCACGGGACAGAUUGUCAGAUUAGCGUGAUUAUGGAUGCGAUCGCCACCAACGUGCUCAAGUUCUCCAAGCACAAGCACGCGAGCCUGGUCUUCGAACGAUGUCUCGAGACCAGCAGCGAGCGCCCGGCCUUGCGUGCGGAGCGGGCCACCUUGGUCGCCUUGCUGCUGGGUGACGGCACCAGCCGGUCGCCGCUGGCGCAGGUUUUGUUGGACCGCUUCGGCAACUACUUGGCCCAGCGCAUGAUCCAUUGCUGCCGUGGCCCAGAAGAAGAAAGGAUCCGCCAGCUCCUCUCGAUCUGCCUCCCAAAGCUCCAGCGGUCCCCCAUGGGGCGCCACAUUAUGGCAGCUUCGGCAAAGCGUUUCGGAAGCCUUGCCGGAGCGUAG
Molecule: messenger RNA, 2766 nt
Organism: Effrenium voratum
Lineage: Eukaryota; Dinophyceae; Suessiales; Symbiodiniaceae
Source: the annotation of a GenBank genome assembly